This is a messenger RNA of Colletotrichum destructivum, 1131 nucleotides long. RefSeq lists its product as uncharacterized. The transcript has 4 exons. The coding region runs from base 1 to 1131 and encodes 376 amino acids. Lineage: Eukaryota; Fungi; Ascomycota; Sordariomycetes; Glomerellales; Glomerellaceae. The record is from RefSeq and is a predicted model, not a curated record.
AUGGCGUGGACGGCCAGCAAUCUGUCGGUGCUUGUGCAUUCCACGACGUGGACGAUGUUCUUUGUGGCGAGUGUCUUUCUAGGGCUCAGAGUAUACAGCAGAGUUCGCAAUACCGGUGUAGGCCUCAAGGCCGACGACUGGGUCCUGAUCGCGGGAUGGGUGUUCCUGAUGCUCGCCUCGGCCAACGCCUCCUGGCUCAUGAGCAUCUUCUUGCUCCGAGGCAACCUGACAAAGAUCACCCUGGCGCGAACGCAUCACAACCUCCAGUCUGUCGCGCUUGGGCUGACAAAGACUUCGUUCGGAAUCACGCUGGUGCGGCUGAUGCCCGGAGGGUGGGAAGCGAAGCUCAUCUGGGGACUCAUCAUCACGAUGAACCUGCAAUUCGCGGUUCACAUCAUCGCGACGUGGCAGGCGAUUUGCGGCGCGCCGGACCAGGCGCACAUUGGAGGUGACAGGUGCUGGCGACUGGAUCAAUCCGUGACAUUCACCAUCUUCAGUGCUUUGUACUCGGCCACUUGCGAUUUAAUCCUCGCCCUUCUACCAUGGAGAAUGAUAUUCAAUUUACAAAUGAAGAGAUCUGAAAGAAUCAGUAUCGCUGUUGCUCUGAGCAUGGGAGUUUUGGCAGGCGUCACGGGCAUCAUGAAGGCGGUGCAUGGACGUGAGCUGAUCGACGUCCGAUCUCCAGAUUACCUAUACAAUCAAGCAAUAUACUGGAUCUGGUCCAUGGCCGAGCCGAACGUCACCAUCAUCUCCGCGUCCAUACCGGUCCUGCGCGGCUUCGUCCGCAGUGUUCGGAAGCGUAGCGAAUCGUCUCCGGGGGCGGGCGCGUACGUCAAGACAGGGGACACCAGCGGGAGGUUCUACAACCGGAGCACAAUCACGGCCGCGAGGGCGGAGCCUAUAGACCAGGACGCCGCGAGCGACAGUAGCAUCCUCGCCCGCUCUCCGGAUCCAGCUAGCGGGGGCGGUAUCACUUGGACGACCGAAGUGACCGUCAAGCACGAACCAAGGCCGGAGACAGGGCAAGACGGAGGAGUGCUUGUCGGGUCAAAGGGGCCGGGGACUGUGGCCGCCGCAAUCGAAAUGGGCCCCAUCGGUCAUCCUGGAAAACCAGCUAGUAGGAACGACUAA